Lachancea thermotolerans CBS 6340 is the source of this 1305-nucleotide messenger RNA. It is a transcript of the gene RPT5, whose product is annotated as proteasome regulatory particle base subunit RPT5. Lineage: Eukaryota; Fungi; Ascomycota; Saccharomycetes; Saccharomycetales; Saccharomycetaceae. The transcript has a single exon. The coding region runs from base 1 to 1305 and encodes 434 amino acids. Gene Ontology annotation, biological process: proteasome-mediated ubiquitin-dependent protein catabolic process. Gene Ontology annotation, molecular function: proteasome-activating activity; ATP hydrolysis activity; ATP binding. Gene Ontology annotation, cellular component: proteasome regulatory particle, base subcomplex. The record is from RefSeq and is a predicted model, not a curated record.
AUGGCUACGCUAGAAGAACUGGACGCGCAGCAAUUACCAGGAGACGAUGAGAUCGACCAAGAAAUACUGAAUCUGCCAACGUCAGAGCUGCAGACCAGAACGAAGCUUCUGGACAACGAAAUUCGCAUCUUCAGAUCCGAGUUGCAGCGGCUGUCGCAUGAGAACAACGUUAUGCUGGAGAAGAUCAAGGAUAACAAGGAGAAAAUCAAGAAUAACAGGCAACUGCCCUAUUUGGUAUCGAACGUUGUGGAAAUCAUGGACAUGGAUGAACUGGACGAUGAGCAGCACAGGGAAUCUACGACACAAGGCGGGAACGUUAAUCUAGACAAUAUCGCCAGUGGGAAGGCCGCCGUGGUGAAAACUUCCUCCAGACAGACGGUAUUCCUACCCAUGGUUGGUCUCGUAGACCCCGAUAAACUAAAACCUAACGAUCUCGUCGGCGUCAACAAAGACUCCUACCUUGUGCUGGACACACUUCCUUCAGAAUUCGAUUCGCGUGUAAAAGCAAUGGAGGUUGACGAGAAGCCUACUGAAACGUAUUCGGACGUCGGCGGCUUGGACAAGCAAAUCGAAGAGCUGGUUGAAGCCAUUGUGCUCCCUCUCAAACAAGCAGAGAAAUUCACAAACAUGGGAAUCAAGGCACCAAAAGGUGCAUUGAUGUAUGGCCCUCCAGGUACCGGUAAGACGCUGCUGGCAAGAGCAUGCGCUGCCCAAACAAAUGCAACUUUCUUGAAACUUGCGGCGCCUCAGCUUGUCCAAAUGUUCAUCGGUGAGGGAUCCAAGCUGGUUCGUGACGCUUUUGCGCUGGCAAAGGAGAAAGCGCCCACUAUUAUUUUCAUCGACGAGCUUGAUGCCAUUGGUACAAAACGUUUCGACUCUGAAAAGUCCGGUGACAGAGAAGUGCAAAGAACAAUGUUGGAGCUGUUAAACCAGUUGGAUGGGUUCGGGUCAGACGACAGAGUUAAGGUCCUGGCCGCCACCAAUAGAGUGGACGUGUUAGAUCCGGCGCUGCUUAGAUCUGGUAGACUCGACAGGAAAAUCGAGUUCCCGCUACCCUCUGAGGACUCAAGAGCGCAAAUCCUGCAGAUCCACUCCCGUAAAAUGACUACUGAUGACUCCAUAAAUUGGCAGGAGCUAGCUAGGUCGACAGAUGAAUUCAACGGUGCCCAGUUGAAGGCAGUAUCGGUCGAGGCAGGUAUGAUCGCUCUAAGAAAUGGCCAGAGCCAGGUUAAGCACGAGGACUUCGUAGAAGCCAUAGGCGAAGUUCAAGCCAGAAAGUCGAAGUCUGUUUCUUUCUACGCCUGA